AUGGGCUACGAAGACGACAUCUCCAACGAUCCCGAUGCCGUGAGCGGCAAGAUCAUGGAGGCAGAUGGCGAGAAGGUGUACGCGGCUCCUCCGCCGUUCGAAGGCGACAUGCUGGGCGAGAUGAGCGAGACCGAGCGCGCCGUCUACGACCACGGUAUCAAGAAGUUCAGUCGUCUGGGCUGGAAGCGGCUCACCGUGGUGCUCAUUGUCGAGGCCAUCGCCCUGGGCAGUCUGUCUAUUCCCUCUACCUUCGCCGCCCUCGGAAUGGUCGCGGGUGUGAUUUGCUGCGUGAGUCUCGGCCUGGUGGCCAUCUAUACCAGUUUCAUCGUCGGUCAGGUCAAGCUCGCCUUUCCGCAGGUUGCCAACUAUGCCGAUGCGGGUCGCCUGAUAGGUGACCGCACCGCCGCAUUGCUGAUCCGAAUGAUCAAGCCCGUGUUCCCCAGAGUCGCCAACUUUGCCGAGCGGGGCCGCGUGAUUGGAGGUCAUUGCGGAUACGAGCUGGUCAACCUGAUGCUGGCCCUCCAGCUCAUCUUCCUGACGGGAUCACACUGUUUGACGGGCACUAUCGCCUUCAUGAAUAUCACCGAGAGUCAUGUCUGCUCGGUGGUUUUCGCGGUGGUAUCCGCUAUUAUUUUGCUCCUGUUGGCUAUUCCCCCCAGCUUUACCGAAGUUGCGAUCCUGGGCUACAUCGAUUUCGGAUCCAUCAUCAUCGCUAUCGGCAUUACCAUCAUCGGUACCGGUGUCUCUUCAACCAACGCACCCGGUGGACUCGCCGCGGUCCCUUGGUCCGCCUGGCCCAAGGAGGAUCUGACAUUCACCGACGCCUUUAUUGCGGUGUCCAACAUUAUUUUCGCCUACAGCUUUGCGAUGUGCCAGUUCUCGUUCAUGGAUGAAAUGCACACCCCGAGGGACUUUGUCAAAUCGAUCUGGGCUCUGGGUCUUACCGAAAUCUUAGUUUACACCUUGACCGGUGCCCUGGUCUACGCUUUCGUCGGCCAGGAUGUGUCGAGCCCAGCUCUGACCUCCGCGGGUGGCCUGUUGAGUCGUGUCGCUUACGGUGUCGCGCUUCCGGUCAUCUUCAUCAGUGGGUCGAUCAACACGGUGGUGUUUGGUCGCCUGAUCCACGGUCGUAUCUUUGCCAACUCCCCGAUCCGGUUUAUCAACACCACGAUGGGUUGGGUGACCUGGAUGGCAGUCAUCACGGGCGCGACGGUGAUCGCCUUCGUGAUCGCCGAAGUGAUUCCCUUUUUCAAUGAUUUACUGUCGAUUUCCUCGGCCCUUUUCAUCUCCGGCUUCACCUUCUAUUUCCCCGCGGUCAUGUGGUUCCUGCUGAUCCGCAAGGGCGGCUGGCUCGAGCCCAUGAAUCUGUUGUUGACCGUGACCAACGGCUUGAUCUUCAUUAUCGGAAUGAUCAUUCUGGUUGCUGGAACCUACUCCAGUAUUGAUGACAUUAUCAACAACUACAAGUCGGGUUCCGUGCGUGGCGUCUUCACAUGUGCUGCCCCCGAGUAA
Molecule: messenger RNA, 1512 nt
Organism: Penicillium cinerascens
Lineage: Eukaryota; Fungi; Ascomycota; Eurotiomycetes; Eurotiales; Aspergillaceae
Exons: 2
Coding region: 1-1512 (503 amino acids)
Biological process (GO): amino acid transmembrane transport
Cellular component (GO): vacuolar membrane
Molecular function (GO): amino acid transmembrane transporter activity
Source: RefSeq, a predicted model, not a curated record